Botrytis sinoallii is the source of this 462-nucleotide messenger RNA. RefSeq lists its product as uncharacterized. The transcript has a single exon. Bases 1 to 462 code for a protein of 153 amino acids. The record is from RefSeq and is a predicted model, not a curated record. NCBI's taxonomy places the organism in Eukaryota, Fungi, Ascomycota, Leotiomycetes, Helotiales, Sclerotiniaceae.
AUGCAUAUCCUCCCUCUCCUCUACAUCUUCCUCCCCUUCCUAGUCUUCACACCCGCCACCACUCUCUCAACCACUGAAAGCGAAAUCCCCCUCCAAACAACCAAACCCACUCAACCCACUCAACGCAUCCAAACAAUCGCACAAAGCACCAACCCCGCAUCAUCACCCCCCUCUCAAACCCAAACCCAAACCCCCCUCCAAAGCACCUCCACCCCCCUCUCCUCAGGAACCUACCUCCCCCCCACGCGCCUCACCUCCCAAACCAAAUCCACCCUCGCCCCCAACUCCACCGCAUCACUCAUCCUCACCCCCACAACCUCCUCCUCCAACGCCUUCGAAUCCGACUGGGACAAAGUAACCAACUGGCUGAGCGGCAGCGGCGCGUCUUCCCUCGACCCCGCAUCUCCCUACUGGGGAGCGUGGGUUGUUAUCGGAGUUGGGGUGGCUUGGGGAGGUUGGUGA